Messenger RNA from Mandrillus leucophaeus (drill), 1471 nucleotides. RefSeq names its product interferon regulatory factor 2 binding protein-like (gene IRF2BPL). Bases 99 to 620 code for a protein of 173 amino acids. NCBI's taxonomy places the organism in Eukaryota, Metazoa, Chordata, Mammalia, Primates, Cercopithecidae. The transcript has a single exon. Gene Ontology annotation, cellular component: nucleus. Gene Ontology annotation, biological process: regulation of transcription by RNA polymerase II. The record is from RefSeq and is a predicted model, not a curated record. Gene Ontology annotation, molecular function: transcription corepressor activity.
ACGCGGCAGGGGGUCCGCCUCCGCCGCCCCCACCUCUGGGACCUCAUUCUAACCGGACCACCCCACCUGAGUCAGCCCCCCAGAACGGUCCGUCCCCCAUGGCCGCCCUCAUGUCGGUGGCAGAUACUCUGGGCACAGCGCACUCGCCCAAGGAUGGCAGUUCCGUGCACUCUACCACUGCGUCCGCGCGGCGUAACAGCAGCAGCCCAGUCUCGCCGGCCUCCGUGCCGGGGCAGCGCCGCUUGGCAUCACGUAAUGGGGACCUGAAUUUACAGGUGGCGCCCCCGCCGCCUAGCGCCCACCCGGGCAUGGACCAAGUGCACCCCCAAAACAUUCCGGAUUCCCCCAUGGCCAACAGCGGACCUCUCUGCUGCACCAUUUGCCACGAACGUUUGGAGGACACGCAUUUCGUUCAGUGCCCGUCCGUCCCCAGCCACAAAUUUUGCUUCCCUUGCUCUAGAGAGAGUAUCAAGGCCCAGGGGGCCACCGGCGAGGUGUAUUGCCCCAGCGGUGAGAAAUGCCCCCUAGUCGGGUCGAAUGUACCUUGGGCCUUCAUGCAGGGCGAAAUCGCGACUAUCUUAGCUGGGGAUGUUAAAGUGAAAAAGGAAAGAGACCCUUGAACCACUGGGCAGCCACCUCCUUUGCCCUAGACCAGCUCCUCUCCAAUCCUGAGGGCCCCUCCCCCAACCCACCUCGACCCUCCCUUCCCUCACCCCCAAGGUGUAGAAUUGUGAAUAUAACAAAACUGCAAAAAGUUAGUCUUAUGUAUAGACAUUAUUUUCGUCGUAUGUUUCUAUAUUUUGAAACAGGUAUGUAACUUCUUCAUUUGAAGGAUAAGCUGGUUUGUGUUAAGCAGUAUAAUAUCGGUUGGGUCAUUUGCAUCAUAUUCGUUAGCAUUUAUUUGGUGGCAGAAUGUUUGCCUAGGUACAGAAUUAAUAGCCCUUAGCAACGACUGCUGCUGGUGUGUAUUUUUGUAAAUGUUAUGCACUCUGAAAGGAAACACACACACAAAAGAAAAAUACUUUUUUUUUUUUUUUUUUUGCCAAGGCCAGUGUUGCUGCCUAAAAAAAGAAAAAAAAAAGAAAAAAAAGAUGCUAUAAAAUGGUGAAAGCUUCCUUCUAAACUGCCCCAAGUGUUGAAGUCUUCACUUUAUUUUGUUCCGUUUUGUUUUGUUUUUCUGUUUUGUUUGCAAAAUGGUAAGGGGGUGUCGGGGGGAGGGGGAUGGGAUGUUUUUUGUUGCAAGUUUGUGAGGGGAAAAUGUUUUGGUUUGUUUCUACUGACCUGAAUGUGUUGGAUCUACACGUGUUGUUUUGUUUUUGCUUUAUUGAUGCACGGAUGCUUUUGAACAGUAGAGCGAAAUGCUAGACAUGGAGAAUCUGCUCUGUUUGUCCUUUAUACAUUUCUGUAGUUAACAGAACACUGUAAUGUGCCUUGGAGCUUAGUAACUUGUAAUAAAUUCAAUUGAUAUUAA